AUGGCAGCUUUUAAGGAUUUAUCGUAUCUAACAGUACCUGCAACCCUUUUAGUCUUCCUGUUUUCUUCUGUUAAUGCACAAAUUAGCACAGCCUGCACCAGUUCAAUGAUCACUAGCUUUACCCCAUGUUUAAAUUACAUCACAGGAAGCACCAGCGGCAACAGGGUUGCUGCACCAACUUCUGACUGCUGCAAUUCACUGAGGUCUCUCAUGAGUACUAGCAUGGAUUGCACUUGCCUUAUAGUAACUGGGAAUGUCCCUGUUUCAUUGCCCUUUAAUGCCAACCUAGCGAUUUCACUCCCUCAGGCAUGUAGUGGUAGUGUGCCACUACAAUGCAAAGCCUCUGGUGUUCCUCUACCAGCUCCAGGUCCUGUCCUAUUUGGACCAAGUGCAUCACCUGCAGCUUCUGCUUCUACUAGUUCAACAGCUUCCAAUGCAGCAGACAUGACAUCAGCGGCAGCAGAAACGACCGAGGAUAUAACUCCGGCAUCUCCACCAGUAGCUUCAUUAACCCCGAUGGCAAAUCCAGGAAUCAGACCAGUGGUGACAUCAACAUCAGCUUCUAAUCCAUCUUAUGUUUCUUCCUCUACAAUAUCUAUCCUGCUAAUAUUUGUAGGAAUUAUGGUUUUCAAGUGACAUUAAGUCCUACUGUUCCGACUCUACUACUGUGUGUUCUUGUAUUUCUCGUUUGAUGUUUUUAUCAUUCUUCGGGGAAUAUGAUUCUAUUGUUUUGGGUAAAUGGCAAAUGUAACCUUGAGAACAAGAGCCAUUGAGUGACAUGUUCUUUUUUCAUUAGAG
Messenger RNA from Ilex paraguariensis (yerba mate), 798 nucleotides. The record is from the annotation of a GenBank genome assembly. NCBI's taxonomy places the organism in Eukaryota, Viridiplantae, Streptophyta, Magnoliopsida, Aquifoliales, Aquifoliaceae.